Messenger RNA from Alosa alosa (allis shad), 5329 nucleotides. RefSeq names its product calcium-independent phospholipase A2-gamma-like. Lineage: Eukaryota; Metazoa; Chordata; Actinopteri; Clupeiformes; Clupeidae. Gene Ontology annotation, biological process: arachidonate metabolic process. Bases 1823 to 4525 code for a protein of 900 amino acids. The transcript has 13 exons. Gene Ontology annotation, cellular component: membrane. The record is from RefSeq and is a predicted model, not a curated record.
AUCUAAGGCGUUGUGUAAUUUGGAAUUUUCACUGUUAUUAAACUGACUUUAAGGGACUGUAUAAGGCAAGUACAGUCCACUCAAAGCUAAGGUGUAGCCUGCGUGUGCGUGUCGACAUGAUUUGAAUUUCCUUGACGUUUGAAAGGGGAGACCACAGUUUGCAUCUCCAUACAAACAAACAUGUUCGCAAAAGCUGUAAUACUACUGCCUGUCAGAAGUUAUCUCAGGACAGCAAAUAGUGUCUCCGUGAGGCAUUUGUAUUGCACUCACCUGAAAUCUUCAAGCGUAAGGGUAUUGUAUGAUGGGGAGUGCCCGGUAUGCGUGAAAGAGAUACAUUUUCUGCAGUUCCUGCAGAAGAAUCGACCAAACAAAGUAGACUUUGUGGAUAUAUCUCUUCAAGAUUACGAUGGAGCCCACUAUGGUGGGAUCAGCUACGACAAGGCAAUGGAGGAAAUGCAUGUGAUCGAUGAAAAUGAUCAGGUCCACGUAGGCGUGCCGGCCUUCAGUGUGAUGUACACCGCUGUGGGGCUGGGCUGGGUGGGGCGCCUUAUAUCGUGGCCUUACAUCCGGCCCCUGAUGGACAAAGCCUACGCCGUCUUCGCCAAAAACCGCCUCCGCUGGACCGGCCGGGAGGAGUGCACUACGGGACGCUGCGUGAAGAAGAACAAUUGAGGGAGAAAAGAAUGCGAUGCCGAGGAAGAGGAAGUCCAAUCGGUUAUUUUGGGGUGUGAAGAGAGGCCUCCGUCUGAACUGGGCUUUGCCACAUGUGCCAGAGCCUAAACAGCUCAAGACCAAUUUGUUUUGCGGCUUGAGUUCUGGACCAUUUUGCACUACAUUUACUAAGCUGAGCAGUGAAAACAGAGGCCGCCAUCGUCGUGUUUGGAUCAUGAGAGUGGAUACCGUGUGCCCAUUGGUUGUUGAGGGCACACCUAGGCAUAGCUAGAAAAGCAAAGGACACAAAUAAUCUUUCGGUGACAUCCAGAGAGGAAGCAGCAUGUGAUAAGAAUGUGCACAUGGUGUACCCAGCAGCCUAGCAUACUCAUAGCAAUGGCCCUGGUGUUUACUAAACAGGAGCCAGCAAUGGCCAGUAAAUCUCCCCGCUCACUGGCAUAAACCGCUCAACCUCAUGCUGCUGCUAGAGUGGCUGCCAAGUUAUUUAUUUUAUUCAGUACAUAAGUAUAAAUAUAUAUAUAAGUAUACUUACAAGAGUAUAAGUAUAAUAUAAGUAAGUAUACCUAUAUUAUACUUAUAUAUGCUUAUUUAUUUUAUUCAGUACAUCACUGUCAGGUUUCCUCCACGACUCUCAGAAGCAAAAUGUGUACAUAUUUCUGUAGCACUGGUUAUUUAUUUGAUCCAGUCUCUGGUAAAUAAACAUGACGUCAGUACUGUCCUGCUCAACGUGUGAGAAUUCAGAGUGCUGUUUCUCUUAUUUUAGAACACAUGACCUUCCAUGCUGGCCAGAGAAAGUGACCUACAGGAAGGAAUGUGGGGGUGGAGCGCCUGAUUGGGUCAUUAGAGUGCAACUUUGGGUGGGACUGCUCUGGGGCUAGCCAAUCAGACAGCUGUCUUGGAAGAGGGAGGAGGGAGAUUAAGUAUCACAACACAAGCUUGUGUGUGCCGAUACAGCAGAAAACUCUCAGGGCAAUAACACAGACAUGUUCUGUUAGCAUCUGAGCCACAAACGUGUCUCCGUCUGCAGAAAGAAGGAGAUAGAGGAGUGAGCUUCAGGGAACCGGUGAUACUGGCACCUAAGCCAAUCCAGACACAGGUCAGAGGUCCCGUGAGGUCGCAUUUGCUUGUGGCCGGCCGCUUCCGUUCCCCAAUGGGUCGCUACCUCAGUGCAAACUUUGUGACUUAUCUAGGAGAGAAGAGGCUAAGAUGUUACACUAAGAUAAGCACUCUGAGAAGAACCUGUCUGAAAAGUGUGAGGGCUAAACAGAAGCACUUGAACUCAGGAUCCAGUGGUCAGUUUGCAGACAUAGGAAGGAAGGUGACCCAUGAGACCACCCUGUGCUCACAGGCUGUGCGACUGUACUCCACCUCCAGCAGGAAUGUAUUCAAAUCAGAGCCUCCCAUUGGCAUCCACCAGGAGGAGAAGCCUUCCUCUCUCCAGCUAAGUGUGCUGGGUUUGCGUCUCGGAGAGUCCUUUCAGCGUCUGUCCAAACAUAUCAAUUUCUAUUUCAAGAGCAAAGACCUGUCCGUAGCAUCAAGUCUUGGGAAUAGUGGUUUGGUUUACACCUUCCACGAACCUCAGCGAAGACAACAGAGGCAUUCCCAUAGUCCGAGGGCAGGCAAGGACAGGACACCACUGGAGGGAAAGAGAAGUAGUCUGAGGCCAGUGGCAGCUCUACACAGCACAGCCGAGCGUCAUGAGGACCAGACACCCUCCAGACUGGCCACAGCAGAGCGUCAUGAGGACCAGACACCCUCCAGACUGGCCACAGGGCUGCAGCUAUUUCAUAUCAGUUCGCUCGCUACCAGGUUUGGGGAGAGUUACAACUACGUUGCGAAUCACAUUAACUCUGUUUUCUCUACAAGUCCAGCACGAGAUCUUCAUGCCAAGACAGCGGUGGAUGGAUCACGGUUUAGCACAGUGAGACAUGGUAGACGGAGAAAAACCCUUAAAGUCACCACCGAUGUCAGCCAGCCAUCAGUGAAUGACGUUGUUUCAAUCAGUGCCCAUAAGGACAAUGCCAAGACUACUGAAGUGUCCAGCUCUUGUGCCCAUAAGGACGAUGCCAAGACUAAUGAAGUGCCCGGCUCUUGGGAGGAGGGGUACCUCCACUUUGCUCACCACAUUAACCGUUACUUUGGAGCCAAAGUUACAGACUCUGUAUCCGUUAGCACGACACAGCAGAACAGCAGGUACGACACGGAACCCAAGCAGACUAGUCCGUCAGCACAGCCCACAUCGCCUGGCCUCUUUCACCUCAGCAACAUAACAACAAGCUUUGGUGCAAACCAUGCACACAUGGCCAGUCACAUAAACCACUAUUUCAAAGGCCAGCCGGGCUUCGAGGAUGACCUAGACGGAGAUUACGUGAACCAAACGGUGUUGACCGUAAGCAGUGGUCAACAGGAGAAGCCAUCUUCCUUCAUGCACUACCUGCUGCACUCCACUGCAGCUAUCCCAGAUCUGAUAGGCAGCUAUUUGGGAGUGGGCUCCAAGAACCAGGGGGCUCAGGCGCCCACCGGAGACGUGCCGACAGCAACCAGGUCAGCCAGGUCGGAAAGACUGGUUUUGGGCCAGGAUCAAGCAGAGGAGAUGACAAAGGUCCUCUUAGCGAACCUGAGGAGCGCCACUGCAUCAGCUUCCGUCAUUGCUUGCGCAGAGGAGCUGAACAGACAUCUUAUAGCACACCCAGCAUGCAAGGCAAUGGUGUGGCAGGAAAAGCUGCCGUUGCAGCUGUUGAAAUAUCGACGGAACUACACUGGAGAUGUAAAGCUUCAGAGAGCCCUUAGGGAAACCAUGGCUCUGAUUGGUUACCUGGACCCAGUCAGAGGGCGGGGCGUGAGGAUGCUCUCCAUUGAUGGAGGCGGCACAAGGGGAGUUGUUCCGCUUGAAGUGCUGAAGGUGAUAGAGGCCCAGACAGGCAGGCGAAUACACGAGCUUUUUGACUACAUCUGUGGAGUAAGCACAGGCGCUGUGCUGGCAUUUAUGAUCGGUCUGGGGCGCUUCUCUCUGGACGACUGUGAGGAGAUGUACAGGCGCUUUGGAUCGGACGUUUUCAAACAGAACCCCCUGGUUGGAACAGUAAAGAUGGGCUGGAGUCACUCGUACUACAGCACCGAGACCUGGGAGACUUUACUAAAGGAGAAGAUGGGUGAGAGGGUUCUGAUUAAAACUGCUAGGAGUGAGAUCUGUCCCAAAGUGUCUGCCGUGAGUGCAGUGGUGAACUGGGGGACCAGCCCCAAGGCCUUCAUCUUCAGGAAUUAUAACCACGCUCCAGGGCGCCUCAGCCGAUAUCCAGGGGGCUCGGCGUACAAGCUGUGGGAGGCCGUGCGGGCCUCUUCUGCGGCCCCCGGCUACUUCCGGGAGUUCCCCCUACACAGCGAUAUCCAUCAGGAUGGAGGUCUGAUCCAGAACAACCCGUGUGCGCUGGCAGUGCAUGAGUGCAGACUGCUCUGGCCUACUCAGCCCUUCCAGUGCGUGCUGUCGCUGGGGACCGGCCGCUACGACAACACCCAGAGAGGGCCAGCAACAUCCACCAGCCUCCGCGCCAAGCUCAGCCACCUGAUCUACAGCGCCACAGACACAGAGGGUGUUCAUACUCUCCUGGAUGACCUGCUGGAGGAGAAUGUUUACUUCCGGUUCAACCCCAUGCUGAGCGCAGAGGUGUCCCUGGACGAGAGCCGCGUGGAGGUGCUGGACCAGCUGAAGUCGGACACUCUUCUGUAUCUGGAGCGGAACAAGCUGAAGCUGGAUCUGCUGUGCAUGGUGCUGCGGGCGGAGCGCAGCACACUGUCCAAGAGCAAAGACUGGCUCAGUGAGAGGGCGUGGGAGCUGCGCCACCGCUGGGUCUGAACUGACCCCCCCACACACACACACACACACACACCCGCUCUGGAAUGAAAGGUCAAAUGAUCUAGUUCUGGAAGACACAAGAUUUCAUGACUGAAAUGGUGUGAUGGCCACGGAGUUGGCAAUCAGAGGUGAUUAUUAAAGAAUGGAGGACUUUGUCCUUGAGAUGUAUUUUACAUUCAAGCAAUGAAUGAAACCAAUGCAAAUGAGUCUUCAUUCGAGUUGGAAUGACAGUCUUGAAGGGUAAGAUGCAUAGCAGUAAAGAAUCAUUUGAAGCACUUUAACAGACUUGGAGACCAGGCACAAAGCUGUGGGCACAAACAAAAUAUAUCAGUUUUAUAAUAUUUGCACUGAAAGAUACAUAGAUAGACAGAUAGAAAAAUAGAAACUCUUGUCUCAUUAGAGUAACUAUGUUUGUGUGUAGCCCUUGUUUCUUGGCUUCUUUCUAUCAUUUUAAAGGAAACUGGCAGUAGACACACACACACACACACACACACACACUAAAGGGCUUACAUAAGAGAUUUUAUGAAACAGGUGCUGUAUUCUGGUAAAGUCCAAAACAAUGCUAGUGUAAUAUAUUGUGGAAAAAAUGCACUUAACGCCAAAGUUAUCUACCCACUGUCACUUAUCAGGGGUGUAAUCUGAGUACUUGAAGCAAUACAAUGCAGUCAUAAUGUUGUGCCAACUACUUGCAUAUAUAUGUGUUAUAUUUACAGGUAUAUUUAUGUAUUUAACACUUAUUAUGUAUAAGACACUUAUUUAUACCUUACAUUUUCUUAUAUGCAAUAAAGAUAUUUUCUCAGGACA